CCUUGCAGAACCAUGUGUAACCGAAUGACGUGACUCUGACAAAAUUUAACAACUCAACUAAAUCACUGUCACACACACACUCUCUCUCUAUUUUCUGAAAAACCAAAGUGUUUAUAGACUCAAGCGGUGAACAGAAGCGAACCCACCAUGUUAUGUCUGAGACCAAACCCUUUUGUUUUUUUUCUUCUUCUUUCUUUAUCUGUCUUCUUCUUCAUCUCUUCAGCCUUCGCAAGCUCUCGAGUCCACUUAUAUACCUCUCUCUAAAAUUCGAGAUCAUUCGCCGUUGCUUAGCACAAGAUGGAAUCUCAAGUGAAGCAUGCUGUGGUGGUGAAAGUAAUGGGUCAGACCAUAUCGAGAGGACAAGUGACUCAGGUGAGAGUCAAGUUUCUUAACGAUCAGAACUGGUUCAUCAUGAGGAAUGUCAAGGGACCUGUGAGGGAAGGCGAUAUCCUUACCUUACUAGAGUCUGAAAGAGAAGCAAGAAGAUUGCAUUAAUUGGCUACUCAUUGCUCCCCUCCUUCUCAAGUUCUUUUUGUUUUCUUUUUAGAUAAGAUGCAACAUCUUGCAAUCCAAACUCGAAGUUCAUAUCCAUCAACUAUACGUCAGCAUUUAAAUCAACAAUAGAACAUCUAUAAGCGAUAUAUACAAGUAAAAGAGAAGUUUGUAUAAUAACUUAGUAUGAAGUUUCACAAGUGUUUCAAUAAUACAAUUGCAUCAGGCUUGAGAGGUGAUAGAUCCAUUUUUUCCUAGUUCCCACUGUCUUGCACGUUCCAUCUUCUAUUUACGCCAUUCCUCCAAAGCUUUCAAGCUGCAAGCAUCAUUUAGGGAACGGAAAUCCUUUAACCUUUUAGAAAGAUCAACUGUAGCAGUUUGCUUUGUAUCUUUUUGCAGGACCGUCUCUGGCUUUGCAUAAGCUUUUUGCUCAAUUUCCAUCACUCUUUUGAUCAAUUCCAAUGAUUGCAUAACAAGGUGGAUCUCUUCAGAUUCUUUGAUAUACUAGAUUUGCGUAGAAGUGAAUUAAGAUGUAGAGAUUCUGUAGCGGGAAGAGGUCGAAGAGAAGAAGUUCUUAAGCAAGAGAAGAGCAACGACGAUGUUCAAGAAGCAGACCACAAUGGUUGCGUUCCUGAAGGAGAACACUCUCCAUGACUACAGUACCUCCAUGUUUCUCCUCUUCUUCCUUCUUUUUCUUCUCGAGCUAAAAUAGCGACAGAAUUCCAACAAGAGUUGCCUCUCUCAGCAAAAUAUUUUGUUCAUGGGUCCCCCAACAAAGACUCCAACUUUGGUUGGAUCUUGCCUCUUGGGGUCCUCCGUCUCUAGUGGGGGGGUACCCCUACGUCUAAGCCAUCCCAGCAGCAACAAUUUGCGGUCCUCCUUCUCAAGUUUUUGUUGGUUUCUCUUUGUGGUUAGUCAAUGUCACUUUAAGUACUGUUGGUUUAAUGAAGUUUGAUUUUGCAAUUACCGAGUCUAUUAUUCUUUGAGGCGUACACAAUACCGUUCCAUUUCAGAAAGUUUUAAUUGAAGAGGGUCAAAAAUGUUUUGAUUGAAGAGGG
Messenger RNA from Juglans regia (Persian walnut), 1550 nucleotides. RefSeq names its product 40S ribosomal protein S28-2-like. The record is from RefSeq and is a predicted model, not a curated record. Gene Ontology annotation, biological process: maturation of SSU-rRNA; ribosomal small subunit assembly; translation. The coding region runs from base 298 to 495 and encodes 65 amino acids. Lineage: Eukaryota; Viridiplantae; Streptophyta; Magnoliopsida; Fagales; Juglandaceae. Gene Ontology annotation, molecular function: structural constituent of ribosome. The transcript has 2 exons. Gene Ontology annotation, cellular component: cytosolic small ribosomal subunit; ribosome.